AUACAAUAAUAUUUUCUAAACUAAGAACCCGCGUUUUGAUAUCUUCUUUGCCAUAGAUUAAUACAUAAUAUAAUAUUAACGUACAUAACCUUAAUAGAUAUAUACAUAUAUACAUAUAUUUUUAACUGCACUUUUUUUUAUAAAUCAACACGAUAUUUUAAGCCGUCAAACGUCCGUAAGAUUAGCGCUUCGUAAUUAUUUUUCAAAUUUCUAACAACAACUCAAAAUGGACUUGGACUUGGAGCAGGGCAGAAAGAGCAUCGCACAAUUCCGCAAGAGUAUCUAUGGUGGCGAUGAAGUGGAGUUCGCGGAUAUAUUUCAUUACGACAUGGAUGAGCAGGAUCACACCAAGAUACUGACGGUGAUGAGAGACUCUCUGCAUCAUCUGCCAGAUUCAUUUCGUGCUGAUAUGUUUGAAAAAUUAAUCGAGGAUCACCCGGAACUACGUUGGGACACGGAGGAGCCGGAAAUAAGGAAGGAAGAUGUGCCCGAACUGCUCGCAUAUGAGAGUUUGUUGCCUCAUCGCUGGCAGUCCAUACACGAUGAAUUCGAUAAGCAAUUGCGCUCAUUCAGCAGCACUUUCUCGAUACGCGAUCCCGAUAAGUUUUGGACUCUAAUGCAAUUGCAACGUCAUCCAGAAUUUGAGCUAUCACGCAUGUACGCCAUACAGAAAUUGGCCAACGAUGUGAACAACUCUUUGUAUAUGAUCUACAAAGUGAAUCAGUGUAAAAAUAAGGAUUUCAAAUUAGAAGAUUACGAUCACUUUCAAGUCUUCAGCUGGACGGUAGAUCGAUUUUUGGCUCGUCGGCACCUAAAGGGCAUUGCUUGGGUGGAUAUUUUUAAGAAAUCUUUAACCGAAAAAUGUUUGGAUUCCUUCAAAUUUCGUUAUGAUAUUAUGGAAUUGGUGCGUCUAUUGAAGCCGUACUUUUUGAGUUUCUGUACGAAGAAUAGUGUGCUCGUGGCGGAAACAUUAGAGAUGAUCAAAAAUGCAAGCAACCUACUGGAAAUGCAUAAUAAAAUCACAGAUGAAUUGGAGAAGAGUGUGCAAUAUUUUAUGGAGAAAAUCGAUCAAAUAACCAAUAUUUCGGUGCAGCGCCGCAGUGUGGGCAGAGAUGUCGUGAUGAACUACUUGGAAAUGGAAACACUGGCUUAUAUUGUACGCGAUCCCAUUGAGCAGCGAUAUCAUAUGAAUUAUAUGAGACACAGAGCCUCUGACUGGCAGAAUUAUACUGAAACACAGGAAAAUGCGAUUAUGGGAGAAGUGGAGAGAAUACGAAGGAAGCAAAAAACUGAAGAAUAUUGUAAUGCAUCUAUAAUGCAAUGCUAUUAUGGGAUAAUAGGGGACUACAAAAAUCGCAUUGAAACAAUGUCUAAAGACUACGAACAACGUUUCAAUCAACUUGAAGACAAGAAUAGAAAACUUCGUUACGACAUCGAUAAUAUGAAGUUGCAACAUGAAUUUCUGUUAGCCGAAAAGGAGUAUUUCCGACAACAAAUCAGCGAAGUCUUAAAUACUGGCAGUAUGUCUGAGAAAGCGAAGCGUUCCAGGGGAAAACGCUCCCUACCGUCCGUGUCAUCAACACAAGCAGCUUCAGUCACAAAGUUGCCUUCGUUUAAGAGCAAAACCGGAAAGAUAAAUUAAAUGUACAUACAUACAUACAUAUGUAUACACAUAAAUAUUUUCCUUAUUGGAAU
Ceratitis capitata (Mediterranean fruit fly) is the source of this 1695-nucleotide messenger RNA. RefSeq lists its product as uncharacterized. Bases 227 to 1642 code for a protein of 471 amino acids. Lineage: Eukaryota; Metazoa; Arthropoda; Insecta; Diptera; Tephritidae. The record is from RefSeq and is a predicted model, not a curated record. The transcript has 4 exons.